GAUGCUUUGCAGAGACGUGUGUCAAGAGUUAUUGCAAUAGAUGCACUGCGUAAGGCAGGAACAAAGCAGUAUAAGAGUGAAUUUCUCUUGAGUGGCAGUUGGGUUUCGUCUAAGAAAGGGUUGAAUGGUGGCACUGGAUGAUUUUCAAGUGUUACUGCUUUCCUAAACUUUUUGUUUCUCCUUCCCCACCCUUGAUUACUUUUCAUUCACAAUAGUGUGGUUUGGUGGGGGAUUUAAGGACUUGAUUUGACGCUACAUCAGGUGGAUGUUACACCCAAAGGAUUUUGAAGGGAGGUUAACAAGAAAUUCUGUGGCUUCCUGGAUCAUUCUGAGUAUCUGCAGCACCAGCAACAUGUGCCUGGAUGCAAUGUUGGUAUUGUUACUGGAAACUGGGGCUGUGGUAUUUUUGGUGGAGAUCCUCAAAUUAAGUCAAUGAUACAGUGGGUUUCUGCAUCUCAGGCUUCCAGACCUUUUGUCUCGUAGUACAUUUGGAUUGGAUAAAUUGCGAAAUUUGGAUAAGGUGGUUGAAUGGAUUGUGUCUCAAAAAUGGACUGUUGGAGACCUAUGGAACAAGCUGGUCGAGUAUGGUGUUCAGCGGGAAAGUAAAAAAGAGAUUGGAUUCUUUUCUUAUCUGCUUCCUUCUCUAAAGGAAGAGUCUGCCAUCUCUUCUAAACACCGUCGUGGCAGUGAUGCUGAAGGGGCUUCUCGUGGCCGCGUCCGUGGCAGAUUCAGGAAAUGAACAGUGGCGGUGGACUGGUGGUCUGAUGGAAAUUGGCAAAAUUUUAAAUCAACCUCGUCAAUAUACAGUAUAUGAAUACGUAUUUCCAUAAUUAGGUGCUACUUUUUUUUUUCGUAAAUAAUUCAUAUCAACUGAAUAGAUAGGCCUAGGAAUAAAUUUAGCUGUUGACUGCAAAAAAUUUGUUUGCAGUUGAUGUUUCUAUUCAAAGUGAAAAUUUGAAUAGAAUCGAUUUGUCUUAGAGUUGACUUUGAUUUGAGAAGGUAAAUAAAUUUGGAAUAAAAUUACAAAUUGAGCUGAUAUUCCGAGACCGAAAAUUGAAACUUGAAAGGAGUUGAAGGCUUUGCUAGAUAUGCUGAGAAAAUACAAGUUUUUCAACCUACCAAAGAGGCACGCUGGCUUUUCCCUGUAAAAAAAGAUGGGCUAUUUAUGUCAUUUCAUCAGUUUCGUAUGAGAUGGUAAAUUAACUCUGAUAAUGCCUAGUUUUUUCUUUUUAACUAACUUGAUAGUUGAUACUAGUAAUUUUGUUUAAUUUCAACUUAUUUUUACCAAAAGAGAACAUGGUCAAAUAAAAGUCAAAUGGAGAAUAUAAACAGUUGAACAGAGAGAUUGGGUUUGAUUUAGUCUUUGAUUUCUAGAACAGGUUAAUGCUUUGUGCUUUUUAUUGACUCGGCAACUUUUCUUUGUUGGAGAAUAUUGAUUUAUUCUCAUUUCUAUUGAUUGAUGCUUAUAUAUCCACCACCUUGGCACCUUGAAAUGGUUACUAAAAUCAAUGGCAAAACCAUCAAUGGAAAAUCGUAUCGAUUUCAAUUCAAUUCUAGCAUUUCUCCCACCAUUAACAACCCAACUAUCAGGCCAUUUAGCAUGGCCAAAUCAGCAAUUCAUUGAUGCACUCAAAUUGGUCUCUCAAGGGCCGAGUCUAAGUCAAGUUAACUCGGGUGCACAACUUUUUAUUAUAAUUUCACAACUCAGGGAUUCUCUUCCUUUCUCCUCUGAUCAAGAUCGUUUAGCAACAUUUACUAGUAAUGGGUUCAAGCGAUUUUUUGAUAAGUUGUUACCUAAGGACAUAACCAUGAAAUGGUUUGGUGAAGUUGUACCUGUAAUGGCUGAUUUGGUAUUAAGAUUACCAUCACUUCUUGAAAUGCAUUAUCAAAAUUGUGACGAUAUUAUACCUGGAGUAUCUACUGGUCUUCGGUUAUUGGAGCCACAACAACCAGGCAUUGUUUUUCUCAAUCAGGAGCUUAUUGCUGCUCUGCUGUCAUGUUCGUUCUUCUGCUUAUUUCCGACGGUGAUUGUUGAUAGAUACGCCAAUCUUAUGCAGGCAUUCAACAUGGAUCGAAUGUUUGCGAGUGUUCAUGAUAGGUACCCUGAACAAGAAAACAGAAUCAUGUGCAUCAUACAUUACUUUGAGAGAGUAUGUACAUCAACACCUUCAAACUUUGUUUCAUUUGAACGGAAAGUUCUUUCGCUUGAGCAAAAUCCAUCUGUUGUUUCUCUUCCACCUCCUGAACUCUGGGCCAACUCUGCGGUUCCCCUCUGCAAGUUUAAGGUUUUUUCUACGGGUAUGAUAGAGGACCAUCCUCCAGGGUCUCUUGAAGUUGACUUUGCAGACGAGUAUAUAGGAGGACUUUCUCUGACUGAUGGAUGUCUUCAGGAGGAAAUCCGGUUCAUGAUCAAUCCGGAACUGAUUGCUGCCAUGCUCUUCUUGCCGGCCAUGUCAGCAAAUGAGGCAAUAGAAAUUGUUGGUGCUGAAAGGUUCUCAAAUUAUAAAGGGUAUGAUGCUAGUUUUCAAUACGACGGGGAUCAUGUGGACAACAAGGGAAUAGAUUCAAUGGGAAGACGUAUGUCAAGAGUUAUUGCAAUAGAUGCAUUACGCUUGGGCAGGGGAGGAGCUGUACAGUAUAAGCAUAAAAAUCUCUUGAGGGAGGUUAACAAGGCAUUUUGUGGCUUCCUGGAUCAUUCCAAACAUCAGCAGCAACAGGUGCCUGAUAUUGAUGAGGGGAUUGUGACCGGUAACUGGGGUUGUGGUGUUUUCGGAGGAGAUCCUGAAGUUAAGUCGAUCAUACAAUGGGUUGCUGCAUCUCAGGCUUCAAGAUCAUUUGUGUCAUACUAUACAUUUGAAUUGGAAAAACUGCGAAAUUUGGAUCAGGUGGUUAGAUGGAUUGUGUCCCGGAAUUGGAACGUUGGAGAAGCAUGGAACAAGUUAUCUGAUUAUAGUAGCAAGCGGGCAAAUGGAGAAACAAAGCUUGGCUUCUUUUCUUAUCUAAUUCCUUCUCUGCAACAAGACUCUGGUAGCAGUUCUAAUUAUAGUCACUGAGCUAUUUAAGGACCGAGUGCUUUAUUUCAAGGGCAACCUAUUUUUAUUUACAAUAAGUCUUAUGUAAGGCGAGCUUACGUUAAUUUAUUUUAAGACGCUUGAUUUAAGGGUAACUGUAACAAUUUUUUAUAGUAACUUUAAUCCCUUUAGCGGUAACUAUCGAGCUUGAUUGAA
Molecule: messenger RNA, 3227 nt
Organism: Chenopodium quinoa (quinoa)
Lineage: Eukaryota; Viridiplantae; Streptophyta; Magnoliopsida; Caryophyllales; Amaranthaceae
Product: poly(ADP-ribose) glycohydrolase 1-like
Exons: 13
Coding region: 1509-3053 (514 amino acids)
Biological process (GO): ATP generation from poly-ADP-D-ribose; carbohydrate metabolic process; nucleotide-sugar metabolic process
Cellular component (GO): cytoplasm; nucleus
Molecular function (GO): poly(ADP-ribose) glycohydrolase activity
Source: RefSeq, a predicted model, not a curated record